Messenger RNA from Quercus robur (English oak), 1787 nucleotides. RefSeq lists its product as uncharacterized. The record is from RefSeq and is a predicted model, not a curated record. Gene Ontology annotation, molecular function: transmembrane transporter activity. The transcript has 11 exons. Lineage: Eukaryota; Viridiplantae; Streptophyta; Magnoliopsida; Fagales; Fagaceae. The coding region runs from base 320 to 1447 and encodes 375 amino acids. Gene Ontology annotation, biological process: transmembrane transport. Gene Ontology annotation, cellular component: membrane.
ACGGCUGCAAUCAUUCUCAUUUAGAAUUUGGGAACUUCCACCGCACUUUAUUCACUUUGGCAUCUAAGAUAAAACCUCUCUUUCACUCGCUUUCAUUCACAUUUCAUUGCAGUCCUUUGUGUUUGACUCCAAAACAAAAACAACAACAAAAACUCAAAACUCAGGCCCUCAGAAGCUCCAUACACACUCACAAAUGGGGCUUCUGCAAAUGGGUUUCUGAGUAUUUUGUUGUUUUCUGAAUUGGGUUUUUGUUUUUCUUGAAAAAUAUAUAUCAAUUCCUUGUUGGGUUUUUGCUUUGGAAAAUCUGUGUUGUGAAAAAAUGAUGAGCUUUAAGCAGUUUUGGACCAAAAAGACUUUGAUAGGUCUUGGGUUGGGACAGUUUCUCUCACUUUUGAUCACUUCCACUGGUUUCACAUCUUCUGAACUCGCUAAAGGAGGUAUCAAUGUCCCAACUUCACAGUCUUUUCUAAACUACUUGCUCUUGGCGAUUGUCUAUGGAAGUAUUGUGAUUUACCGGAAGAAAGCACUCAAGGCAAAAUGGUAUUACUACAUGCCUCUUGGAUUGGUAGAUGUAGAAGCCAACUAUCUUGUGGUGAUGGCCUAUCAGUACACAUCUAUGACAAGCGUCAUGCUUCUUGAUUGUUGGUCAAUACCAUCUGUCAUGUUUCUUACCUGGUUUUUCUUGAAAACAAAAUAUAGAUUCAGAAAGAUAACUGGUGUUAUUGUUUGUAUCGCUGGCCUAGUCCUCGUUGUUUUUUCAGAUGUUCAUGCCGGUGAUCGAGCAGGAGGGAGCAAUCCCCGUAAAGGAGAUGCAAUUGUUAUUGCUGGUGCCACGCUAUAUGCUGUCAGUAAUGUCAGCGAGGAGUUUCUUGUGAAGAAUGCUGAUAGAGUUGAACUCAUGGCAAUGCUGGGUCUUUUCGGUGCCAUUGUCAGUGCUAUCCAAAUAAGCAUUGUUGAGCGCAAUGCGCUCAGAUCUAUUCACUGGACACCUGGGCAAGCACUUCCUUUUGUUGGAUUUUCAGUGGCUAUGUUUCUCUUUUACUCAUUAGUCCCAAUCUUGCUUAAGAUUAAUGGGUCCACAAUGCUAAACUUGUCUUUGUUGACCUCAGACAUGUGGUCUGUUGUGAUUCGCAUCUUUGCAUACAAAGAGAAGGUUGACUGGAUGUACUUUGUGGCGUUCGGUGCUGUCACUGUUGGGCUUGUUAUUUAUUCAGUGGGUGACAAAGAUGGGGAUCCACAGCAGGCUGAAGUUGCUGAUGAAAAUGCUGCACGAAGCAAAUGUUUUGAUGAGGAAGCUAGUACAGGAAGUUGGAACCAAGGAACUGUAGCUGGGUCCUCGAAAACUGGGGAAAGUAGCAAGCAUGCUAUUGCUGCCAAUGGCGUUGCAGAAAGGGAAGUUGUUGAGAACAAGAACAUUGGAAAAGAUGCACAAGGGAAGAUAUCAUAAUGAAGAAUUUGCUUUAGAGGACAUUCGGUGAUAGUACAUGCCUCAUUCUUAUUUGCAGCGGGAGACGAUCAAGCGGAGCUGCUUAAUUACUUGUCAUAAAACAAAGAAAGGAUUAAGCAGUGCUGCUGCUCUCAGCCUGGGAUUUUCAUUUGAAACAACAUUUUGAAUAAUAACCAUCUGGGGCAUUGAAAAGACCAAAGUGUAUAUAAGGUGCUGGUUCUCAAUUUUGUUUUCUUUGUUCCUUUUUUUUCCCCCUUUUGUUGUUUUUUCCAGUUGACAUUAUAAAUGUGCACAGUAUUUAGGUUAAUUAUAUUUAUUUGAAAGUGAUUUGCUUUGGACU